Messenger RNA from Hermetia illucens (black soldier fly), 665 nucleotides. RefSeq lists its product as uncharacterized. NCBI's taxonomy places the organism in Eukaryota, Metazoa, Arthropoda, Insecta, Diptera, Stratiomyidae. The record is from RefSeq and is a predicted model, not a curated record. The transcript is spliced from 2 exons. Bases 57 to 605 code for a protein of 182 amino acids.
GCAAAGUGCUAUUAAGGUAGUUUUGGUGAAGCGUUCGUUAGUUACACAAUCUCAAAAUGGCUCGAAUAAUAGCCUGCGUAGGACUUUUGGUCUUCGCUACAAUUUGUUCAUCAGCCCCUCGUGAAAAACUAUAUCAGAAUGUCGGUAAAGUUAACAUAGAGGUUCACACCGUGGAAAGUAUCCAGGAGUUUCAACAAAAGCAUGCCAUGCUCAAGUUAACUCCAUUAGCGCGAGUAGCGGCACCGGGACUUGAUACACACACUGCAUCCUCGGAUGGACAGAGUGACGGCAUCCAAGCUCAAAAUAAAGUUAAUUACGUCAUUGGUGCUAGGAUUAAUGGGGACAGACUAGUAGCGCAAGAUGGUGUCUCAGAUGUCUACCCAACUUUACAAGAUGUUCAGGUUGAUUUGCAGUAUCCGGCGCCUGACGCCGAGCCAGGAAGCGGGGCCAUCAUUACGUACGUAGAAAUCUCAGUUGCACAAAGUUCUGAUAUUGGCAAUGCAUGGAUCUCUGAAGGCGGAAUAGGCCAGCGGAACAUGAAAAUUGUGCUGGAAAUUGGAAGUACGAGUUACUUCAGUCUUGUGGCAAAUAUUUAUGGAUAUUAGUAAUUAAUAAAUUGUAAUAUACAUUCAUAGAGUAAAUAAUAUAAAAUCCUUAAACUUAAA